AUGGUAAAGGAGCUACCGAUCCGCAAGGACUCCGUCAGACUAGAUCUGCCGCCAACGCCGCCUUUGACAAGUGAAAGCUCUUCAGAUGAAGUCGAUGCGAGCAGUGCUUCGUCUUUCACCGACACUCCGAAUCCCCCGAAGGUAGACUUUCCCCUACCACCGCCUACGACAAUACCCACACAAGUCCUCAAAGAAGAUUCCAAAACUCCAGAUGGAUGGCUGGCCCGAGAUCCACGAUUAAUACGACUGACCGGCGUCCAUCCCUUCAACGUCGAAGCGCCGCUAUCUGCCCUGUAUGACGAGGGCUUCCUCACAAGUCCGGAGUUGUUCUACGUCCGAAAUCAUGGGCAUGUCCCUCGAGUAGAGGAUCAUGAGAUUCCUGAUUGGGAAUUCACUGUCGAGGGAAUGGUCGAACAACCUCUCAAGUUGACCCUGCGUGAACUCAUCGAGGAAUACGAGCAACACACCUACCCUGUCACACUUGUCUGUGCAGGUAAUCGGCGGAAGGAACAGAAUAUCGUCCGCAAAACGAAAGGAUUCUCGUGGGGUGCUGCUGGUGUGUCGACAGCUCUCUGGACUGGCGCCAUCCUAGGCGAUGUCCUCAGAAAGGCGAAACCUUUACGAGGCGCCAAAUAUGUCUGCAUGGAAGGCGCCGACAAAUUACCCAAUGGAUUUUACGGCACAUCAGUCAAGCUGAACUGGGCCUUGGAUCCCAACAGAGGCAUGAUGCUCGCACAUAGAAUGAACGGUGAUGUUCUUCGUCCGGACCAUGGCAAGCCUCUUCGCGUCAUCAUUCCGGGCCAGAUCGGCGGCCGCAGUGUCAAAUGGCUCAAGAAGCUGAUUGUCACAGCCGAGCCAAGCGACAACUGGUAUCACAUCUACGACAACCGAGUCCUUCCGACGAUGGUCUCUCCUGAGGAAUCUGCCGCCAAGAAGGAAUGGUGGACCGAUGAGCGGUAUGCCAUCUACGACCUCAGCACCAAUUCAGCAAUCGCAUAUCCUGCCCAUGAUGAAAAAGUAAGCCUCACAAGUGAUGAUUCAACGAAGACAUACAACGUCCGAGGAUACGCUUACGGCGGUGGUGGACGUCGGGUGACUCGCGUCGAAGUCUCUCUCGACAAAGGCGUGACAUGGAUCUUGUCGGACAUCGAUUACGCUGAAGACCGGUAUCGGGACGCUGUUCCUCAAAAUCUUUACGGCGGUGCUGUCGAUUUCGGAUGGCGGGAAGCCUCAUUCUGCUGGUGCUUCUGGAAUGUGAAAAUUCCUGUCGCGGAUCUAGCCAAAGCACAGGACGUUCUUGUUCGAGCAAUGGACGAGAGCAUGAACCUUCAACCUCGAGACAUGUAUUGGAGUGUGCUCGGUAUGAUGAACAAUCCUUGGUACCGCAUUGUUGUCAAGAAUGAGGGCGGUGUCUUACAAUUUGAGCAUCCUACGCAGCCUGCUCUGAUGCCAGGAGGUUGGAUGGAGCGGGUCAAGAAGGCGGGUGGCGACCUGACGAACGGGUUUUGGGGCGAACAGACUGGUGGUGAAAUCGCGACAAAACCCGUGUUGGAAGAAAUCAAGGAGGUCAAGAUGACUAAAGAUGGCGUCAAUCGGAUGAUUACUCUUGAAGAGCUUCGUGCACAUGACAAGGAAGACGAGCCAUGGUUCGUUGUUCGGAACGAGGUUUACGAUGGAACAGCCUUCUUGGAAGGGCAUCCAGGCGGCGCUUCGAGUAUUAUCAAUGCUGCUGCACUGGACUCCACGGACGAGUUCAUGGCUAUUCACAGUGAGAAUGCCAAAGCUAUGAUGCCUUCAUACCAUAUUGGCACUCUUGACGAUGCUGCCAUUGCUGCUCUAGCGAGCGGAGACGCUGUCGAGACCGCAGAUGCUCCUCCGCGACCUAUCUUCCUCGAUCCCAAAAACUGGCGCAAAUCCAUCCUCCAUGCGAAGAAGGUAAUUUCACAUGACACUCGCAUCUUCACCUUCAAGCUCGACUACGACGACCAAGCGCUCGGCCUGCCCACCGGCCAACAUCUCAUGAUCCGCCUGCGCGAUCCCGUCACCCGAGAAGCUAUCAUUCGCAGUUACACGCCUCUGUCUGAGACUUCGAAACGCGGCUACCUUGAUGUACUCAUCAAAGUCUAUUUCGACACUCCCGGCUACGCCGGCGGCAAGAUGACGAAAGCCCUCGAUUCCAUCCCCGUCGGCCACCCUCUCGACCUCAAGGGUCCCAUCGGCAAAUUCGAAUACCUCGGACAGGGCCGCUACACCCUCAACGGCGUCCCCAACUUCUCUCCCGAUCCCACAUCCCUCGUCCCCUCCGUCGCGCCGCUUAAGACUUUGUACAUGAUCUGCGGCGGCAGCGGCAUCACGCCAAUCUUCCAAGUCCUACGCGCCGUACUCACCAAUCCCUCCGACCACGUCCGCUGCGUCGUCAUCGACGGCAAUCGCCUCGUCACGGACAUCUUGUGUCGGGAAGAACUCGACGGGUACGCACGCGAUUACGCCAAUCGCUGCGAGUUGCUAUAUCUCCUGACUCAGCCAGCGGACGAUUGGACGGGCUUGCGGGGACGUAUCGCAGCGCCCUUACUCAAGGAGCGUGCGGCAAGGGAGAAGCAUGCGGGUGGAGAAGCGAUGGUGCUGGUCUGUGGGCCGGAGCCGAUGGAGAAGACGGUGAGGGAGGCACUGUUCGAGGGAGGAUGGAAGGCGGAGGAGAUUAUUUUCUUCUGA
This is a messenger RNA of Dissoconium aciculare CBS 342.82, 2712 nucleotides long. Its product is annotated as nitrate reductase NiaD. Gene Ontology annotation, biological process: nitric oxide biosynthetic process; nitrate assimilation. The coding region runs from base 1 to 2712 and encodes 903 amino acids. The transcript is spliced from 2 exons. Lineage: Eukaryota; Fungi; Ascomycota; Dothideomycetes; Mycosphaerellales; Dissoconiaceae. Gene Ontology annotation, molecular function: nitrate reductase (NADPH) activity; molybdenum ion binding; heme binding. The record is from RefSeq and is a predicted model, not a curated record.